CUCCCCGAAGGGACUCUAAGCAGCUCACAAAAGCACUACAAGUGCCGGACAUAAAAUAAACAAUACAUAAACUUAUAAACUAUAACAACAUAAAUUUACAACGGCAAACAUACAUAAAAUGACACAUACUAUUUUUUUUAAUUCAUAAAAUGCAGCGGUGCCUGCGGAUAAAACUGGCAGUCUUAAGCUGACAAUCCAAGUGCCGGAGUGAAGCAAUCACUAAGUCCUCAUAACCAUUAAGAUCUAAUCAAGAUCAAAGGUCUGUCUAAAAAGCCAUGCUUUUAGACUAGACCGAAAAGCUAGUGGGGGCUAACCUAAUCUCAGCCGGGGUGCCACCACCAAUAAGGCCGUCUCUCUCGUCCCCACCAACCAUAUUCACAUUCAUCCAGAAGUAACAUCCGCUGACUUCGGAGGAACGUAAUGCCUCUCAUACUCAGAAUGAGUCCCUUUGGCCUUCUUACUGUAUAGGAAGGGGGGAAAGAAACGUAUGAAUGUGGAUGCAGAUUUCCCCCUAAGACAGGGUGGGAAAAGUGUGCAACUGGAGUGCUGUUCAAUGUUUUUAGAGCAUCAGUUUCCAUUGCAUUCCCCAUGUCACUUUGAAAAUGGAAUUGUGGCUUCUCCCUUCUUCAGCAACAUGAACACUGAUUUUAAAAAACCAAAAGUUCUGGCUUUCAUUUCUGUCGUUUUACCUGAAUUUAUAUGUAAUUUUUCUACUUCCUGCCUAGAUUGUUGUGUGUUCUGUCUCUGAGAUGUGUGGUGGCGGAGCGGAAGAACUAGAGCAUGUCAAGGCGUAACUUUCUUGACUUCAGAAAACGUGACUUUUUUCAGCCUUUUUCCUGUUUACUCUAACUUCUGAUUGACUUCUUUCGGUGUCUAACAAAUCGGAGAUUGAGUUGCCUUCAGCAAGGAUUAUAAUCAACAGACCUGCAUUAUCCUCCAAGGCAGGAAAAGGUAUGAACCAGAAAUAAUGUUCACCCCAUCUGAAAAAAUGGCUGCUAUCUUCUGUGAGAAUUAUUCCUUCCUUGGUCUUCAGCAUGGACACAUCUACUCUUCCUCUGAGGUUAAUGGAGCUCUUGUGCUUAUCAUGCUGGGAAAAGUCAUACUCAAUCUCUACGUUUUGCGAGUCAAAAAACAGACUCUUCGCAAGAGUUUUUUGAGCUGCUUUUGCAUUUCACUAGCCUUUUUUGACUUGGUGCUUCUCGUGACAAUGGCUUUCAUCUCUUAUUUUCAGAACUUUAUGCUCUGGGGCAUCCGCUUCACUGAGUAUCACAUUUGUCUCUUGGCUCAGAUCACAGCCUUAACCUAUGGGAUCUUACAUUAUCCAGUUUUUUUGGUUGCUGGUUUGGAUUAUUACAUUACAAUAACUCAAACUUCCAAGUCUCCCAAUAGGUGUUGGACAUUGCUGUAUACAUUUGCCGUCAUCUUCACGUGGAUUUUGGUUCUUUAUUAUGUUCUCUCAGGCAGCUUCAUGGGGCUUGAUGCAAAAAAUCACAUUUCUGCCUCUCCGUGUCCUUUGUACAUCAGCAGCCAGAGUUCCUGGCUUUCACUAGGAAUGCUCUUCAUAAUUUGCCUGGUUCUUGUAUUCUGUUGGUCAGACAUUGUACAUAUGGUAUUAUCAAUUACGUUAAUUUCCUUUGAGAGAGAGACUGUUUUUUUCUUCCCUUAUGUGUCUGAAUGUAGCCCUAAAGAUCACACAAAGCACCUCUUGACAAGACUUCUCAUCUGUUUUAUGGGCACUUGGGCACCAUUUGUUUUCCUUCAAAUACUCAUUGUGUUACUUGGUGCUCAGAUUCCUGCAUAUAUAGAAAUGAAUGUCCCCUGGCUUUAUUUUGUCAAUAGUUUUCUUAUUGCAGUCACAUGUUGGAUAAGGCGGCAGCACAUUGAGCUGAAAGAAGAGUCCUGGGAUGUGGAUCCAUUUGUCAGCUGGAAAUUCUGUUUCGUCCCUUUUAACUGCCAAGAUGUAAAGGAAACUCAAAAGCCUGUUACUGAAAUUGUAGUCUAUUAGCAAGCUGUUGCAGGAGAACAAUGUUUAAUUAUUACAAUAUUUUGGGGAGACUAUGUUAUUUAUGUUAUGUUUAUGGACUUACACAAAGAAUAACACAUGAACAUAGCUGGUUGGAAAACAAUAUGCUGCCAAUGUGUAAUUUGGGUAUGUUUGGUGCAACAUAAUGAAAUGCUGUGUUAUUUUCCAAGUUGGAUUUGUGGUAUAUGUAUCUAUUGCAAAAUAAAUUAAUGGUGUUAGUAAUAA
Anolis carolinensis (green anole) is the source of this 2248-nucleotide messenger RNA. It is a transcript of the gene gpr160, whose product is annotated as G protein-coupled receptor 160. The coding region runs from base 968 to 2005 and encodes 345 amino acids. Lineage: Eukaryota; Metazoa; Chordata; Lepidosauria; Squamata; Anolidae. The record is from RefSeq and is a predicted model, not a curated record. The transcript has 2 exons. Gene Ontology annotation, cellular component: signaling receptor complex; plasma membrane.